Molecule: messenger RNA, 1586 nt
Organism: Ectocarpus siliculosus
Lineage: Eukaryota; Phaeophyceae; Ectocarpales; Ectocarpaceae
Source: the annotation of a GenBank genome assembly
AUGUCUCCUGUGAGAGGCCAUGGCGUCCAUCGAGCGGUUGGGAUCUGCUGCUUUGGGUUAGCCAUGAGAAUCGGACUGUCUCUUUCUGGCCUACAGCCGAUGCUAGCGGGUGCGAUGGAGCUUGUCGUGUCUUCCACGUCCUGGGAGCGGGCACAGGAAGGAUAUUUCCUGGGAACCCUGGAAACCCAGCUGGAGGAGUGGAUGGACGAAGACUCAAAGCCUCCGACGGACGACCCGAUCUCUUCAACAAGCAUCGCGGUGGAAUCUAACCUCGCCGGCGGUGCAAACACAAAGCGGCAGACGGGAAACGCCGCUGUAUCCCGUGGAAACCCCACAGGUGUUUCUUCGGCCGGUGCGGGUGGCGUUGCGUGGGACCUCCCCGAUGUCGUUCUCGCGGCCUACCUGCUUAACCCCGUUAUUGCCGGCCAGUGCGCCGCCCUGUCGGGCGACGUGCUAGGGCGCGUGUUCCCCUUAGCCGCGCUGGCGGCCGCAGGGUCUCGGCGACCGGGAGUCACUGCCGGAGCCCUUGCGGCGGCCGCCUGUCUUUGGCGCUUUUACGCCGCGCCGCUGCUACUGCCGGCGGCCCUGAUGCUUGGGACUUUUUCCUGCGGGAGCGCCGGAGCCGCGACGAACAAGGCUGGCGGUAAGAAAGCAGCAGCGUUCGACCCUCGGUCCCUGAAGGUCGACGGCAAGGCGUUCCUCCGUCUUUCUGCGGCGUUCGCGGCGUGGUGCGCGGCCAUCCUUGGGGUGUGUUGGCUGGCCACGUCUGGAUCAUGGGCGUUCUUGUGGGCGGCGGCGAGGGGCCAGCUUUUGUGCGAAGAUCUUACCCCUAACAUCGGGCUGUACUGGUACUUCUUUGCGGAGGUGUUUCCGAGGUUCCGCGGGUUCUUUCGCGUCCUGUUCCUGUCUCAGCCCUACGUGUAUGUCCUCCCCGCCACGCUGAGGCUCGGCAUGUUCCCUGAGGCACUGGCGUCGCUCGUGCUGGCUAUCUUCGGGCUUUUCCAGCCGUACCCCACCCUGGUCGAUCCGAUGCUGGCGGGGUGCCUUUUCCUGUGCCACCCCCGCACCUCCGCCCGCAUGCGGCUCGUGAUUCCCGUGGGGAUGGCAGCCCUGGUGCCGGCCUUGCUGCUGCCGACGAUGCGCCACUUGUGGCUGCAGGCGGGCACCGGCAACGCCAACUUCUACUACUUUCAGACGGUGGGGCUCAACGUGCUUCUCGCCGUGUUCGUGCUGCAGUUCGCCGCUGCACUAGUCAAGAGGCGAAAGGCGCUGACGAUGGCGUUCGAGAAGCGGAGAAAAGCUCAAGCUGCAGCGGCAGGGACCGGGGGUGGGGCAGCGGUAGCAUUCAAGGGGGAUUCCUGACGAUGUGGGAGGGAUGGUGUGCCCGGAUUUUUGGCCAUGGCUCUUCUCUAUUGUAAGGGUACACCUUCUCUUCGUAUUGAGCACUGUUGUCCGGGAUGGGGGAAGGACAGCCAUGCGUUGAUUCAGUUGACGGAAUACGAUUCAACAACUACUGCUGUGUUUAGUGCUUUGGAGGAAAUGCCGAAGGGGGUCGGUUGGUCCGAUUAAGCCUAAUAUUAUAAGCA